Molecule: messenger RNA, 10524 nt
Organism: Schistocerca serialis cubense
Lineage: Eukaryota; Metazoa; Arthropoda; Insecta; Orthoptera; Acrididae
Product: serine/arginine repetitive matrix protein 2-like
Exons: 23
Coding region: 1-8043 (2680 amino acids)
Source: RefSeq, a predicted model, not a curated record
AUGGACGGCGCCGGCAGGGAUAGCGGAGGGGCAGCGCCACUGACGCACACGUCGACGUCGCCUCCAGCUGCGACACAGCAUCCCGAACCGUCGACUGACGUCACACGCCACGACGAACCUAGCGAGAAGGCAGCCAGCGCCGACGACGUUUCGACCCCCGAGUCGGGGAACUGUGACGAACCAGAGAAAAACCCAACAGCACGCAAAGGCGGGGUCGGUGGAGACGCUCGAGACGUUUCGCUGGCAGACGUCGGUCAACCUCAGGCAGACGUUACAGACGGCGGUGUGUCUACAGUCCCGCCGUUCGGCUACUACCUCCGCAGGAAGACUGCGUUCGUCAACGUCGAGAGGAUCAAGAGAUUCCUCGCCAGCUCUUUGGAGUCGUCGGAGGAGGAGGGGGAAAGUGUCGGUGUUGGUGCUUCGUCCGAGCAAAACAAAGGUGCAAAUUCAGACGGUGGUGCUCGUGAAGAGGUUGGUGCUGCCAGAGUGAGUUUUAGUGGUGAUCAGGAAACACAGGCCAGCUCCCAGGGUGGGUCGCCGACACAAGACCCAACUGACAGAAAUUCGGGCACAUUUGGAGAAAACAGACAUUUGACAGAUGGUAUAGUUACUGUUACUGAAUCGUACAAAAAUUCUGGAUCAGUUAAUGCUCGUGAUUCCCAGCCUACUGAAAGUGAGACUCAGAUUCAAAAGCUCGUAGGUGAACCGAUAAGAGUAGUCGUCACUGAACGGAGCUUCCAAGAAACUUCGUGUGUAGAGAAGGAGGCUAUCCUAUGUGAAAAGGUUGGUGCAAUUGGGAGCUGCAACAGUCCCGAAGAACAUCAAUCUCGUAUUGGGGACUCUGCUGUAACUACAUCUCCUGUCAUUGCUACAGCUGAGAGAGGAGAAGAAUUGAAAUCUAGAAAUAGCAGUACAGCUAGUAUUGGAAGUGAAAAGGAGCCAGUGUUCCCACCUGCUGGACAAGAAGAUACACCCAAAGGAGGUCAGGUGCUGCAACAGCAAGCCCAUACAGGGUCUAUCUCCUCGCCAGGAAACAGUCCAGAAUCAUCUGCUAGUGGCGCUCUGGUUUCGGCCUUGAAGAAUGGCAAGAAGAAGCUGGUGAAGAGGGUGUCAUUUGCUGAUGAAGGAUCAGACAGGAAAUCCCUGGUCGAAGAGUUUGAGCUCAGGGAGGAAGAACCAGUGAAGCAGCAAGAGAAGAGAGAAAAGCCCUCGCCUCCACCACGGACUGUACCAGCUCCUGCACCGCGUAGCGAGAAGCCUAGCCCGGAAACUGCUGCCGGUCGGCCACAGCGUCUGGUGCUCCAGAAGACUGAAGGGGGAGUUGCUAGGCUGGUGAGAGUAACUUGGCUCGACAGUUCCAGCCAAGGAGAGGCGAAGAAGAGGGAGGAAGAACCGGAGCUCCAGGCGUCCAACCCACAAGAGAGAUUAGUGUCCGAAGAGGCUCGAGGUCCGUCCAGUCAGCAUACGGGGACAGUAGACGGUGAGAUCGCUGCAAAGCUUCCGACGUCUCCGGCGAGGAUCUUUGUAUUUCCAAAUCAGCACACUUCGAGUCAUCCCCAGGACCCUGGCCCUUCGGGAGGUAUCUGGAGGCGAGACAGCACACCUGCAAGCGACGACGUCUUCUUGUCGCCAACUGAGGAGGCUGAAUUUGCCUCCAGUGGCAGACCAUUCAGUAGCUUUGUCAGUUCUGCCCUCACUGACAGACCAGCAGAGCCUGAACCAGUGGAUGUCUUGUCUGCGGGAGACAGCGUAGUGUCCAUUUCUGACUCGAGCGGGGCCAGCGACUCUAGAGAAAGCCUCUACACAGAUAGUGCUUCUGGGUACCCCUCCAGCAGUGAUAGUGCUUUUGUUGAUCUCGCACCAGCAGAAGAUCCAGAGGACGAGGAAGGAGAAGAGGAUAGUGAGGCUGAUGAUCAGUGGCAACAAGACAGCAGUUCUGGGAGCAGUGACGACGAAUUUGAUGAGAACAGUGGGUGCCCCGAGGAGCCAGUGACACAGGUUGAUCCGAAUUGUCGGGUUCCAGCAGUAAGUGGAGACCCCGAACCUGAUGUACUACCGGAAAGAGAAUUUUGGAGUGAAGCAAGUGUUGUCGAAGACAGAUCUCUGAGGCAGGAUAGUGUGGUUGGAUCUGAGCAGAGAUACUGUCCCGUGGAGAAUGGUGGCUUGAAAAGGGCUAGUGGAGAUUUGGCUCCUGGUGCUACUCCCUUGUCAGUUAAGGAAGUACUUCUUUCAGGAGUAGUCAAGAGCGAAACUGGAGCAGCUGCCUCUUACCUCACUGAAGUAGAGCAGGUUGGUUAUAGUGGCUUCCCUUUAGACGGGAAGGCAGUUGACUGUGUUUCGAGUCAAGAGAGGUGCAUCACACUAAACUACGUGAACUUGGAGGCGGAGAAAGGUCGCGAAGUGAGUGUCAGGGACCAGGAUUUUGGUGGAGGAAAGGCCGGCUUAGAGAGGCACGACAGUUCGCAGCUGCCGCCCACGCCACCACCCAGCCCAGUAGAGGGCGAGGAGUGGGAGGGCGAUCCUCCAAGGGCAGGCCCUUCGAGGGCGCACCCUCUGCAGGAGGAGCAGGGGGUUCUAGAUACGCAGUGCCUUAGAGAGGCGUCCACAACGGGGUCCAAAGGCUCCAAAGAACAGCCUGCCGGAAUCUUGCCAAUACCGGAGGAAGGAGGGGAGAACGGAGGGAGAGAGAACAGGAUCGAGGAAGCAGACACUGAGAGGGAUGAAAACUGUGCGAAGCAACGACCACAAGAGGGACAGCUCAAGAAGCAAGAGCAGUCUACGCCGUCGUCAUCGCCGCCGCCAGAGACAGACCCGACGAACGCCGCCGUCUCAACCGUGCUCGUCCUGACGAAAGACGAAGUCUAUCCGGAGCAAGGCGAACGGGAAGAAGCAGGAAUAGAAGACAGGUACCCUCAAGAGGGAGUGCAGUCUAGCGGAGAAGUCACAGCCACCAGAGACGCCCCAACACCCCGAAAACCUCAGCGACAGGUGGAGGACAGCAGCGCAGCCGAGACGUCCUGCGAGGAGAUGCCGGGCCCCCCGGAGGGCGAGGCCGAGGUGCCGCUGCAGAGGGCUCUGGACCACAUCGAGCAGCUGCAGCAGAACCUGUCCACCAGGCUGAGCCCCGGCGCCGUGCAGGCCAUCCGGGCCGAGCUGAAGGGCGCCAGCCCCGCCGCGUCGCCCUCCGGUCCUGGUUCGACGCCAGACAACGCUCGCCGCCGGGAGGCGUUCUUCCGCGACGGCCUCGCCGGGGCUUCCCCGGCCGGCGGCAGCGGCGGCGCCCCUGCCACCUGGCGGCGCAGCGCCGAACUGUCGCCGCCGCGCGCCGCGCACAACUCGCCGCCAGGCGGCAGCACUGCGGCGGCGCCGGGCGCGGGUGCUGACAGCUGGCGGCGCAGCGCGGAACUGCCCGCCACGACCGUCACCAAACGAGUGCUGUGGGUGGCCGAGACAGAGCCGGCGGCAGCAGAAAAACCGCAGCCUGCGACAGCAGGUGACGGAGGAGCGGCCGACCCGUCGUCUCCGCCAAAGUCCGCCCGCGUCUUCAUCUCGCUCAGCCCCCGCUCCGUCGAGAAGCUCGUCUCCGGGCAGCGGGGUCCCAGAGCUGACACGAAGAGUGCUCCCGUGACACGGCCCCAGCAGAACGGCAAUGCAGCGACCGACAGAGCCGGCGACACCUCGAGACCGGCGGUCGGCCGCGACAGGCCGGAUGGAGCUGCCGGCUCCCCGGCCGGACGGCGACCUGGGCCGCGACCGGCGGUCCCCGCGGUGAAGCCCUCCGUGACUCCGAGGAAGGACACCGUCGCACCAGAUCGCACUGCGGCGGUGUCCCGAGAAGAUUCCGUGCCGCAGGGGAAAGUGUCGAGCCCUGCAGAGCUGGCAGGUCCGAGAGGAGGUUCGCUGGCGAAGGCUCCCGGUAAAGCACAGAGACCUGAACCUGGUGCGAAUCUGCCCACCACUCCUAAGACAGAAAGCAAUACGCAGAAGCCAGAGGUACCACCGAAGUCCGUCUCCCAGCGAUCCAGCUUAGCUGGGGCCAAGCAGCAGAGUCCAGAAUCACCGCCCGGGACUGCCGACGUCUCGGCGUCGACUACUGUCGAGUCCACAGGCGACGACACGGACAUUCCGUACGCAGAUUCGGAUGACGAGGCGAGUGCCGGUGAGAUGUCGCCCGUGUACCAGCCCUCCGCAGGUAAUCCGCUGUCUGCUUCACGGCUGGAGGUGUUCCAUUACACCACCAUCCUUGCGGCCACAGGGAAUCAGCCGGCAGGGGCUGCGGACGCGGCAGCUGCAGCAGCGGCGAGGUCAGUGCCGCAGUCUGCGGGCCGCAUGUCGUGGACGCAGCAGCUGCUGGAGAAGCUGUCCGAGGAGGAGGACGCCAAGAGGAAGCGGCAGGCCGAGGCGCCCCGCAAGCCCCCCAGACUGGUGCGCUACCCCGGGCAGAGGGAGGCGGAGGAGGCACAGCGCAGGGCGUCCGCCCCCACCGGCUACCACCCGCUGCAAACUGUGGGGGCGACGGACCCCGUGCUGGCGAGUGCCGUGCCGGGCACGGACGCGUACGCCGAGCUCAUCGACCGCCUCAUCGAGGACGGCAGCCCCGCCACACGGCACAGGCCGUACCGCCAGCAGUAUGGACCAGGGGGCAUCCCGCUCCGGAGGCAGGCGUCGCUGGAGGAGGACAGCGGCAGCACGACCAGCAGCGACGGCGCAGAGACGGCGCGCCUGCGCCAGAAGUUCGAGGAGGAGCUGCGCACUGUGGCGGCGAUGCAGCAGCGCCGGCAGGCUGCCGACCCCGAGGCGGGAGCGGGUGCCGCGGCUACACCCCAGCCGCCCGUUCCCGUGCAGGACACCGCGCCGCUGCAGAGGGCUGUCUCACCAGCGCAGAGGGCUGCCUCACCAGCGCAGAGGGUCGCCUCACCGACGCAGAGGGUCCGGUCGCCGCCCCCUCCGGAGAGGUCGACGACCACUCCGCGAGGCUACCAGACCGUGAAGGUAACGGCGCUGGUGGAGAAACCGUCGACACCGCCGAAGAGGCAUCCGUCGGCGCAGGCCGAGCCGUCGGCCUCUACGCCGUCACCCCCGAAGCAGCUGACGAGUUCUCCGGACCGGGACGCCAUCAAGCCGAAGCCCAUCUCACCGGUCGUGCGACGGACCGCAAUGUCACCGCAGCCGCCGGCAGGCGCCCGUCCGCAACAGGCCGUGCCGAAGCUGCGUGCGUCGCCGAUGCAGCAGCAUCGUCAGCAGCAGCAGCAACAACAACAACAACAACAACAACAACAACAACAGCAGCAGCAGCUGCGGCAGCAGCAGCAGCAACAGCAGCAACAACAACAACAACAGCAGCAGCAGCAGCAGCAGCAGAAGACGAAGAGCUCGGGACUGCGGAGGUUCCUGUCCCCGGCGGCCAGCCUGUUCGCGUCGGCCACGGGCAACAGUCCUCGCAACCGCAGGAGUCUCAGUGAGGACCGCAGCUCUAGGUCCUCCCCACUCCUGCUGAAACCGUACAAGUCCAAGAAGCAGCAGCAGCAGCAGCCGAAUGCACAGGAGGACGCCGCGCAGAGGCAGCCGUUGCUGGCGCAGAAGAAGUCCACGCCGCAGCCCGCAGCCGCCACACACGAUGCCAAAAGGAAAGUCCACCCCACCUCAAAUGCUCCACUGGUGGAGACGGCGUUCCUCUCCGAGCCGAAGAAGCCGACGCCGACAGCGACGCAGCAGAACCUGCUCAACGCGGGGGCGGACUACCGCAACAAGCCGCUGCCCCCCGUGCCGCCCCACCGGACCUCCAGCCGCAGCAGCAGCGGUGCCGGCACUGCCCCCGCACCCACACCCGUCCCGGUGCCCACCCCCGUGGUGGCCGCCCCCGCCGGAGGCAGCUCGCACAGCACUGCGCGGACCAUCCCCGACACGUCUCUCGUGCUGGAGGAGCGGCUGGACAGCAUCCGCCGCAGCCUCACGCCCACGCAGUACUCCAGGGGCGAGGUGCCCGCAGCUGCAGACUUUGCCGGCCGGCGGCAGCAGAAACGCUACCAGUCGCUGCCGCCCAUGUCGUCCCUGCCGGCGACACGCCAGCAGCUGGAGGCGAUGGAGCGCGCGGCCCGCGGCUCGCCGCCUGCCUCGGAGUACCGGCCGGCGGGCAAACCGUCGGCUGCUGCGAGUCAGUCGGCGUACCGGCAGGUCCCUGCGAACCCCUCGGCCGGUAUCUACCAGAAUGUCCAGCAGACCAACAGGGCGAGGCAGCAGGCCAGCUACCCAGAGGUCUACUACCACGGCAAGCAGCACGACACCCAGUCGGACACGGAGGCCCUCCGGCAGAACCGGCCACCCACGCAGCGCGGCCGCGGCGGGAGCGUCGCGUCGGACGGUGCCGACACGGUGCAGUCGUCGCGCAGUGUGGACGCCAGCUCGCCGUCGUCAUCGUCGACGGCGACGGUGGUCUCCUCGGCACAGCAGCAGCGGCAGAGGCCCGGGGACGCGGUGGACGCGGCGGACGUGUCGCCUGGGGCGGCUGAAGUACAGAGGGUGAUGCAAGCCAGACCACCUAUGGCGCUGCCGCCCCCGUCCGGCCGCAUGUCGGCCCCUCCGAGCACCGCCGACUGGCAGCGCCGCUACGGCCGCAUCCAGCAGCCGCUGCUGCAGUCGCCGCCCGCCCUCGUGCCGGUGUCGGCAGCCAUCAAGGUCACCAGGGAGCCCGUCUACAGCAACCUCUCGCAGGCGACGCCCUCGCAGCAGCCGCAGCGCCGGCAGCACGUACCGCUGUCGCCCGUCUCCCCGCCGCCGGACGGCACGGUGCGCCUGAGCCGACGCGAGCUGGAGGCGCUCUACUGGCAGACGCAGAUGCUGCGCGAGGAGCUGGCCGCGCAGAAACGCUACCUCGGCAUGACGGGGCCCGCGCCCGCCUCCGACACGUCCGUCGCCUCCACUGCGACCGCGGGGAGCGGGGGCGGCGCGUACGUGUCCGUCCUGCCGCGGCCACAGCCGGUGUACGCCAGCCCGCAGACGCAGCUGCCGCCCCAGCAGCAUCGCCGCUCACGCAGCAUGUCGCCGUCGCCGUACCACGGGCCCGUCUCUCCUGGCAGCGCCUACCCUCUGUACGCUUCCAACAGGAGCCUGAGCCUGAGCUUGCCGCGUGGCGCCGUGCUGCCGGAGCUGUAUGACGCCCAGCAGCAGCCGUUCGUGCGCGGCGCGCCGUACCGGAACACCGUCGCCGGCAUCCGCAGCCACUCCGUUUCGGAGCGCACCUCCACCCCCACCAUAUACGAGGAGGCCGCGCACCAGCAGGCUGCGGCUCCACGGCGCGAGCAGAGUGCAGACGGGACUCCGCACCGCAGGAGCCGAGGCGUGGGGGCGGGCGAGGGGCCGCCACCCAUCUUCAAGAGGGGGUCGCUGCAGGGCCUGCCCGAGCCGGACGGUCCGGCCAGCUCCACGCCCAAGAGGGUCAGCUUCACGCCGGGAGAGGACGUCUCGCCGCGGCCCAACUGGCCCACGAGGAACGGGCCGGCAGCACAGCCCCCGACGAGGAACAGGGACAGUGUGGAGUCUGACGUGUUCCUGCCAAAUUCGCCGCCGCCCGCCACUUCUGCUGCCAACUACGUGAACCUGUCCGACCUGGGCUACGCGUACGGCUACGGUUACGGUUACGGAACGUCUGUGGCUGCGGAGCGGCGCAGGCCGUACGGUGUCGUGGUCCGGCGCAGCGCCCCGCCGGGCUCCGUCACCAGUCCCACCGGGACUCCCGACAGGCCACUCCCGCCCCUGCCGCCGAGUUCGAGCGGCGAGCUGUCCGGCAGCAACUCGUCAGUGUACGGAGUGGUCGUCCGCAAGCCGCAGCCGCAGCAGCCGGUGCAGCUGUCCCCGGACCGCUGGCAGUACCGCGCCGCGUUCCCGUCCCCCACCGGCAGGUGGCCGCAGUCCGAGUCUGAAUCCGGCAGCGAGGCGGGCGAGAUCCAGCGCAUCCUGGGCCGCGGCCGCAGCAGACCAGGUGUAGUACCGUUAAACGGAUGGCCGGCGUCGGAAGUCCACCGGCGGUUUACAACGCUAGGCUGAGGCGCGUCGUCUUCUCUAGCCGGGAGCAGCACGAGAGCGACCUGCGCUGGGUCAUCUUCUCCAGGAAGAACCACAAUCUGAGCAACGGGCCGGCGCGCCCCAAGUGCGACCGCAAGGAGAAUUCCCCGCCGGUCGCGCCCGAGCCGGGCCCGGCCGCCGGGUGCGGCAGCUUCUACGUGGGGAUGGACUCCCGAGACAGCAAGCGCGCCAUCGCGCACCAGCGCUACGUCGACGCGGCGCUCAGGUCUGUCAUAGACCUGCCGUGCCUGCAGCAGUACUAGGGACCGUCUCUUCUGUAGGCUCCGUCCUACAUUCUUCACUCUGUGUUUGUAGUUUUUCAAUUAUGCUGCACGUAGUUCCUAGAAUGUGCAUUGUAACUAAUUAUUCUCGUGUUGUUUUUUGUGUUUCUAACGAUCCGAGAGCCUCUCAAUACUCUUAUUCAGCACAUCUGUUUACAGUUUAUGUGCUAAGAGCUUUCACAAAAAAAAAAAAAAAAAGAAAAGUGCCAGACGGGAAUAAUUCAGUAAGUAGACUCUUCCCCUGAAAGAAGCUAAAAAUACAAGGAGAGGCUUCGGAACAAAUAAUUUUGUACAAUUAACUAAUAUGAUCAUAAAUUGAUUGAUUUGCGUUCUAAUUUUUUGAAUUUUUUGUUUGUUCCUCUUAGACUGUAGUUGCUUCUCGUUUUUUAAUUACUGUUAUUUAAUCUGAUUAGCUUUCUACUCUUCACGCACAAAGAUAUACUGAGAAAUUUAAAUUUCGUAGUUCUCCGCUUUAGUAAGAACUGUCAGCACUGAAACGAUAAUGCCAAGAGAGUCUUCGAGAUAAGUAAUUUAUAAAAUUAAUUCCUUUGUGUGACUAUAAAUUCAAUUCCCUUAUUUUUUUACCAUUAUUAUUGUUAGUUAUUUCUGUCACACCAUAGUUACUUCUCAUUGUUUGACUAAUUAUUGUAAUUUAACAGGAUUAGCUUUAUUUUGCUUUUCAUGCACAAACAUGCUGCACUGAGAAAUUUAAAUCUCUCCAAUUUAUUGUCUGGAGUCUGCACAGAAAAGAUGACAAUGUAAAGACAGGCUUCAAGAUGAGUAAUUCAUAAAAUUAAUUACUGUGCGUGGCUAUAGAGUCGUUUCUCUCGUGUACCAUUGCUGCUUCUCAUUGUUUAUCUAAUUAUUGUAACAACAAGAUUAUCUAUCUUUAGCUUCUCAUGCACGAACAUGGUGCACCAAGAAAUUUAAAUUUCUCCAACAGAAAAUAUAAAAAUCUAGAGAGAGGCUUUGAAGCAAGUAAUUUUACAAUUAGUUCCUGUUAAUAUAAAUCAUCAUAUGUGAUUUAAAUUCAUUACUUCUUGCUCUUAUACCUACAUUGGAUUCUCAUUGUUUAGGCAAUUAUUGUAAUAAAAUAGGAUCACCUUUGUGUGUUCCGUGCAUAAAGGUGCUACUCAGAGAAAUUUAAUUUUGAAUGCCUCUCCCAUUUAAUAAGAUACUACACUGAAAAAAUGAAAAAAAUAUAGAGAGAGGCUUCAAAACAUAUCAUUUAUGCAAUUAGUUCCUACGAUUAUAAAAUAUUAUUUUUGUAAUUAUCAUUAUUUUUUGUUCUUAGACCAUAAUGGCUUCUCAUUUUUUGCUUAAUUAUUGUAAUAUAAUGUCGUUAGCUUUGCUUUGUGUUACUUUUUGCAGAAGUCAUGUUCAAUGUUAACUGUUAAUUUGAACUUCACGAAAAUUAACUCGCUGCCUUAACAUUCAAAGAGAAAAAUUAUCUAAAGCAGAUUCAGAUAUAUGCACAGUAAUGUGAAUUCAAGGACGUGACUGGAAUUGUAACAUUUAUAGGGUUGCAGAAAUUGUAUGGGGCUUUGGUGGCGUCAGUUUUAUUACAUGAUUGUAUAAUGUAAAUUAUUUACUUUCAUAAUACUAGGGAAUAGUCAGUUUCAGUUUCGGUUUUCGCAUCAGCACAAAGGUUAUGUUAUGAAAUAAAUUCAGUGCAGGUGGUACCAAAAGAGCUCUUUUGAAAGCUGGAGGUAAAAUCUAAUUAAUGAUGUACAUAGGAAUCGUUUUGUGCAGUCAAAUGUAAGUAUUUAUAGUGAUCUACAAUGGAUGUAAAUUUUAUUUAUUUUUUUGUCAGAACAUUAUUGAGAAACAAAGAUAGUCAUGGUGUAUGACCAAUUUAUUUCCUGGAAGUGUAAUUUAUGACUUUUAUUAAUUAUUUUUAUGCAUUGUGAUCUGAUCUUGUUUAUAAAAUUGCAUUUUUAGUAUAUAUGCUUGUUAGUGCUGUGAUUUAAUGCUUUCAAUCAGUCCGCAUUAACCAUGCCGACAGGUGUUUGUAGAAAUUUGGCUUGUGUUGCUUAUUAGUUAUUCAGCUGUGUUUCUGUAUUUUGGCAAUAAUUUUAAUUACAUUUGCAAGAUUGUGAUGUGAAUUUUGUGACUUUCUGUAUUUGCUGUUGAUUUUGUUAAUAGUUUCAGGUUGUCAAAUAAAAUUAAUGUAAGUAGAAAA